Messenger RNA from Labrus mixtus (cuckoo wrasse), 1593 nucleotides. Its product is annotated as cytosolic sulfotransferase 1-like. Gene Ontology annotation, biological process: sulfation. Bases 298 to 1203 code for a protein of 301 amino acids. The transcript has 7 exons. The record is from RefSeq and is a predicted model, not a curated record. Gene Ontology annotation, molecular function: sulfotransferase activity. Gene Ontology annotation, cellular component: cytoplasm. NCBI's taxonomy places the organism in Eukaryota, Metazoa, Chordata, Actinopteri, Labriformes, Labridae.
ACAGAUUCUUUUGACAUAUUUUCUGUUCCUGCUGGUAUUGAUGGAGGCUUUAAUCUAAGUAUGUCAAAAUGUCAACCUCAAAGACAGCAUUAUUGUACUGAUUUAAUGAGCCAUUUUCAGUUUCAUUGUACCAACUACGUGUACUGCAACUUGCAAUGUCUAAUAUUUGAGACAAGCAUAUGUUACUGUGGGGAUACAGCAGCUACAUAUACUGUAUAUAAAUGGACUUUCUAGCUUCUAUUUAUUUAUUCUUUCAACAUUGUGAUCCCAUGAUUGACAUGUACUUUUUAUCUGUAGAUGGAUUCAUUUUCUCGACCUGAAUUGUUUGAUUUCCACGGAGUCUCGAUGAUUCCCAUUUUCACUGAAAACUGGGAGAACAUUCAAAACUUUCAGGCCAGGCCGGAUGAUGUGCUUAUUGCAUCAUAUCCCAAAGCCGGGAGCACUUGGCUCUGCCACAUCACUGACCUACUGUAUUUUCGCCAGACGUCUCCAGAGCGUGAAAAAUCCCUUCAACUCCAUUUGAGAGUGCCCCACUUGGAGUCCAGUUUUGUGGUGCCAGGAACAGGUCCACCUCCGAAACGUUUUAAUGGAACAGAAAUGGUAAACAACCUCAAAAACUCCCCUCGACUGAUCAGGACUCAUCUUCCAAUCCAGUUUCUGCCAAAGUCCUUUUUGGAGCAAAACUGCAAGAUCAUCUACAUAAGUCGCAAUGCCAAAGACAGCGUGGUGUCUUACUUCCACUAUGAACGCAUGACCAUAUUGAAUCCAGAGCCUGGAGACUGGAGCAGCUACCUCCAAAGGUUCAUGGACGAAAAGAUGGUGUUUGGAUCAUGGUAUGACCAUGUCACCGGCUGGUGGAAGAAGAAGCAGACUCAUUCACAACUCCAUUACAUGUUCUAUGAGGAUCUGAUUGAGGACACUGGACUGGAAAUCAACAAACUCUGCCACUUUCUUGGUUUGUCUCCUUCGGUUGAGGAAAAGGAAAGAAUAAUGAACCAAGUGCAUUUUGAAGAAAUGAAAAUGAACAAAAUGGUCAACCAUUCAUCAGUUCGCAUAAUGAAUGUAAACAUUUCACCCUUCAUGAGAAAAGGAAAGGUUGGUGACUGGAAGAACCAUUUCACCAUGGCCCAGAACGAAGAGUUUGAUGAAGUCUAUGAGAAAAAGAUGAAGGACCCCACCCUGCAGUUCUGCACUGAACUCUGAAACAGGACUGAACAGGCUCUGAGCGUUAUUCAGGACUGAAAGAAGGGAUAACUAACACACAUGUGAAAGCAGGGGGGCGGAGUUUUUCUUUUUAAUAAUAGUCUCAUGUUAACCAAAUAUCUGAUAGUCUGACUGUUUGUGUGUCAUUACAGUCAAAGUGUAUGAUUGUUCCAUUUAUACUGAAACUCACAAAUUAUGAAUCAAAUGAAUCCAAAUAAAACCAAAACGGCUCAUUCAUAGGUUAUGUUUUUGUGUCUUGCUUAGAGACUACUUCACAAUCAGCAGGAAGGUUGCUCUACCCUAACCCUCCUAACACUGUCAGUGUGAAUCGGGUAAUAAAACAGACUGAAAUCAAUACCAAUGGGUCUAUGUGACAAAUAAAAGCAAUCA